AUGAAGCGAAAUGCCAGCAAAAAGGGGGGUGGCAACCUCGAAGGGCUGCUCAUGUUCGGCGAUGCGCUACCCCCUGAAUUGGUGGCUGGUGCUAAAGCCUUGGGCAUGGGCGGAAUGGGCUUUGCACAAGGACUGCUCGCAGAGGGCGGCAACGUUGGUGCAGAUGAUGGUGGAGGAGAGAAGGCGCCUGAUGCGAUCGAUUUUGAGGACAUGAGCGACGGCGAGGUGGAUGACUUUGAGGAGGAUGAGCCCGAAAUCAAAAAGGAGAAGGAAGAGGAUGCCGAGGAGGUGAGGGCGAAGGCUGCUGAGAUGGCGCGAACGCUCAAGUCCAAGCUGGCUGCGGGUGCCGCGAAGAAGGGAGGCGACGACUACGAUGACGACUACGACGCCGACUCAUCAUCGCUGCCUAGCUUCCCCGCUGCCGCCCUGCACGCCAACGGCGCAGCACCAAAACCUUCGACCACCACAAUGCCAACUGCUGCUGCCGCAGCGCCACCGUCGGCCGCCACCGUGUUCGCCUCGCCUCUCCCCAUCAAGCAAGAGCCACACGUCGAUGCCGGCGGGAUGGGACUCGACGAGAUGGAGAAGGCUCUUUUCAGCGAUGAGGACGAGGAGGAGCCCAGCGAGAUGGACGAGGACACCAGCAGCCAGCUGUCCCGGGACUCGAUGCCGCCACCAGCCGCCGCCGCCGCGGGCCAGAUGAAUCCUGCCGACUCGGGUCCGGUGCUACCGCCGGCCAUCGCGGCCGUGCUGAGCGGCAACGCCAUCGUUCUCACGCCACGUGGCCGUGGGAGGACGAGAUCAUCUGGGACGAGGACAGCACCAGCACCAGGCGCCGCCAAGGCCCAGCUGACCGAGCCGGUGCCGCAGCAGUCGGUGGUGGUCCUGCGGGCGUCGGUGUCGGAGAGCGAGCUGGUGGGGACCAAGGCCGCCGUCGCGGUCUCGCCACCUUUGCCCGCUGCAAAGGCCGGCCAGUGGGGCGCCGUCGACCAAAGCGCCAAGCCCGCCGCCGCGCCGGCGGAGAGCUCGACCGCCACCAGCGAGGUGCUGGAGCAGCUCGAGGCCGAACCCAUCGUCGAGCCGCGCGAGUGGUCGCUCUUCCCCGCCGUCAACGAAGACCUGGCCAGCGGCGACUGGCUGGACGCGGUGAUCUGGGACGACCGCAAGGUGCCGCCGGCAGCUGUAAAUAAUCCGCUCAUCUUCGACCUGAACGACAAGGAGAUGCUGUUUGAGGAGAAUGUCAAGAAGCCGCUGGAGGACGAGGAGCAGAUGAUCGGAGCCGAGGAGGAGGGCGUGAAGAAGGUCGAGCGGCGGAGAGGCCGACGGCCCAAGCGGAAGAUCAGCGAGAUCGCCAGCAUCAUCGAGGACGAGGUCGAAGAGGAUCUCGACCCCUUCAACUACUCCCUCGACCGCAUCUAUGCCAACGCCAGCCGCGCUCUCGCCAAGAUUCGCCCCAAGAAUAUGGGCAAACCGGUGGUGCAGCAUUCGAUCCCGGCGCUCAAGCUGUCGAGCUUCAAGACCAACUUCGCGCCCGAGGACCUGCGAUUGUUCCACCGACCACGGACCAGGCUGCCCACCUCCAAGAAGAUCAAGGUCACACCGGCGCCCAUCGAAGGCUCCCGCACCAACCCGCGAUUCAAGAAACAAAGCGGCACCAUUCGAAGGAAGCGAGAACUAUCUGGCAAGGACGGGCGGGUGGUUCUUGCCGAGUAUCUGGAGGAACGCCCACCGGUGCUCAGCAACGUAGGCAUGGGCACAAAGAUUUUGAAUUACUAUCGAAAGAAGGAUGUCAACGAUAUUCCGCCAGAUAAGACGAGAGAGGAUGGUGACAUGGUGCUCCUGGAUCAGGCGGACGAGUGUCCGUUCCUCGGGGAAGUGCCCACGGGCGACACGGUGCAGAUGAUGGACAACAACCUGUUCCGCGCGCCCAUCGUCAAGCACAACGCGCCCACGACCGACUUUUUGCUGGUGCGGUCCAAGAACAAGUUCUACAUCCGCGAGAUCCCGGCGGUCUACGCCGUGGGCCAGGAGCAGCCCGUGGCCGAGGUCCCGGCGCCCAACUCGCGGUCGGCCAACAACUUCAUCAAGGCCCGCCUGCAGACCUUCAUCUAUCGCCUCUUCAAGAAGCGGGCCAACCAGCAGCGCGUCCGCAUCUCGGACAUCUGCAGCGCGUUCCCGUCGCACUCGGAGACCUCGAUUCGCAAGCGGCUCAAGGACUGCUCCGACUUCCAGCGCGGCGGCGACGACAGCGGGUGGUGGACCCUCAAGAAGGACUUUGAGAUGCCCAGCGAGGAGGACCUGCGCGCGAUGCUCACCCCCGAGACCGUGUGCGCCUACGAGAGCAUGCUGGCCGGCCACCAGCGCCUGCAGGACUGCGGCAUCGAGCACACGCACAACGCCACUGGGCUGUCGCAGGCCGUGGCCCAGCUCGAGGCGGAGAGCGGCAAGAAGCACAAGGCCGCCGCGGCGUUCGUGAAGGAGGAGGUCUACCUGGCCCCGUGGAACACCACCGGCAACUUCCUCAGCGUGCAGAACGGCAAGGGACAGCUGCAGCUCACCGGCUUCGGCGACCCGACCGGCACCGGCGCCGGAUUCAGCUACCUGCGCGUCCCUCAAAAAGUGCAAGCCCAGCAGAAAAAGGCGCAAGUACCGAAGACGUCGGUGACUGGCACGGACGCCGAUCUGCGAAAGCUGUCGCUGGAGAACGCGCGUCUGGUGCUGCUCAAGUUCGGCGUGUCGGAAGACGUCAUUGAGAAGCUCGGGCGGUGGGAGCGGAUCGACCUCGUGCGCGAGAAGUCGAGCGCCGCCGCCGCGGGCGGAGACGACCCCAACCUGACCAAGUUCGCCCGUGGCCGGCGGUUCAACUUCCAGCAGCAGCAGCAGGUCUACAAGGACGAGUGCGCCCGCAUCUUCGAGAAGCAGCUGGCCUUCCUGUCCGAGCUCAACCCCGACGACAUCUCCGACGACGAGGAGGACCUGCAGGACAACAUCGAACUGCAGGACUUUGCCGGCGAGAUGGAGCGCGAGCUCGAGGCCCUGUUCGGCGGCGACGACUCCAACUCGGAGGCGCCCGAGCUGCCGCCGCCCAAGCCCGCGCGCGGCGCGCGGCCAUCGGUUGGCGCCGGUGGCGGACCGCGCGCGCUGGGCCGCAAGCGGACGCUGGCCCAGCAGGAGGCCGAUGAGGAGGAGGCCGAGCGGCGCGAGCUGCAGAAGUUCAUGGAGGAGGCCCGCGAGAAGAAGCGUGAGGAGGCCCUGGCCGCCCAGGCCGCGGCCACGCCCGUGCGACCUGCCGCUGCCGCCGUGGCCAGGCCGGUCACGCCCGUGUCGCUCGCACCCGUCACGGCCGCCGCCGAAAGCAAGAGGGAGCCGUUCUCGCCCUUUAGCGACUCGUCGCUGGACGGCUUCCCGUCGGCGUCGGAGGGCGGCGUGCCGGGCGGCUCGCCGCGAGGGCCGUCGGCGUCGGAGGGCGCCGGCGCCGGUGGUGGCGGAGAGCUCAAGAAGCCGACGCGCAAGUUCAUCAAGCGGACGGUGACGAAGAAGGGGCCGGACGGGCAGCCGAUCAAGGUGGUGGAGAUCAUUCGCGACCCGAAGAAGGUCGAGGAGUACAUGAAGAAGUCGAAGGCGGCCAAGAAGAACCGGCCCAAGCUCACGGCCGAGGAGGAGGCCGAGAAGCAGCGCGUGCGCAAGGAGAAGCGGCGGCUGCAGGAGCAGCUGCGGCGGCUGAAGAAGAACCGCGAGAAGCAGCGCAUCCUGGCCGAGCGCCUGGCCGAGGGCAACCGCGACGGUACCCUCUCGCAGACCGAGGGCACCAACAACCAGCUCGUGUGCGGCGCCUGCGGCAUGGUGGGCCACAUGCGCACCAACCGCAACUGCCCCUACUACACCGAGGACCAGGCGGCCGGUGCCGGAGCGACGGCCAAGGGCACCGGUGGUGGCCCGCGCAAGGGCAAGCGCCGGCGCCGCAACGUCGACUACGACGAGGACGACGACGAUGAGGACGAGCUCGACUUUGAUCUCGACGACGAGGACCUCCUGCUCGACGACGACCUCGACGAACCACUGCUGCUCGACGAGCUCCUGGCCGAGGAGGAGGCCGAGCUCGCGGCCAAGGUCGCGCCGCUGGUCAAGGUCGAGGGCACCAAGCUGCGCUUCCCCAAGGUGGUCCUCGCCGCCGUCACCCCGACGGCCGGCAGCACCCCGACCACCUCCAUCCCGGCCUCGCCCAUCUCGGUCGUCGACGUGGUCUCCCCGCCGUCCGCUGCGCCGCCCACGACCAUCGAGCCCGCCGCACCCGCGCCCGGCGGCAGUAGCAGGCGACCCUCGAAGCGACCCAAGCUCGAGCCCACCACGCCGCGCACCCCCGCCCCCGCCGCCCCCUCUUCUGCUGCGACGACCCCCAGCCCGACGGCACCGCCGGCACCCAGCAGAAGCGCGGCCACCACGCCCGUCACGCCCACCAGCGGCGGUCACGUCGCCACGACACCGACCGAGUCGCCAGCGACGCCCGGCGGCGAGAAGAAGCUCAUUCUGCGGAUCAGCAAGAAGGACCUGCCGCCGGGCGCGCUCACGCGCAAGCGGCCGGUGUCGGAGCUGUCGGAGCCCAACUACAUGCUCAACCCGCCCAAGCUGCCCCGCGUGCGAAGUCGGAAGACCGGCCGCGGGGCGGGCGUGCAGCUGGCGGCCAUAUUCGAGAAGGCCAUGCUGCGCGUCAAGAGCCACGAGUACGCGCCGCCCUUCCUGCGGCCCGUCACCACCAAGGAGGCGCCCGACUACCACAAGUACAUCAAGAAGCCCAUCGACCUCGGCACCAUCCACAACAACGUCAAGACCUUCAAAUAUUUAUCACAGAAUGCGCUCAUGGCGGACAUGAAGCUGAUGGCGUCCAACUGCCACAAGUACUGCGACACGCGGUUCCCGCAGCUCCCGCCCCUGGCGGACACCCUCGUGAAGAUCUGCAUCGAGGCCCUGCGCGAGAACGAGACCGAGAUCCAGGAGCUCGAGGCCCUCAUCGGCGCGCAGGGCGAGGGCGAGGGCGACGACACGCCCGCGCCCGCCACCCCUGCGCCCGCCCCGUCUCGCUCGCGAUCGAGCGGCGGCGGCGCCAGCGGCCACAAGGCCUCGGCCUCGGCGUCGACCCCCUACACGCCCAAGUCAUCAUCGUCAGCCUCGGCGUCAUCGUCAUCGGGCGGUCGCUCGUCGCGUCCGUCAUCGAAGACGAGCUCGCGGUCGGGCACGCCGCGGUCGACCACGCCCUCAUCGUCGGUGCCGGCCUCGCCCUCGGCGUCGUUCCACUUCAGUUCGUCGCCCUCGUCGCCAGUGCAUUCGUCGUCGGUGCCGCGCGUGACCUCGACCGCCGGAUCGACCAAGGUCAAGAUCAAGCUGCCAGUCAAGCUCCUGCGCAAGGACGACUAA
Acanthamoeba castellanii str. Neff is the source of this 5412-nucleotide messenger RNA. RefSeq names its product bromodomain domain containing protein. Gene Ontology annotation, molecular function: TBP-class protein binding; RNA polymerase II general transcription initiation factor binding; RNA polymerase II general transcription initiation factor activity. Lineage: Eukaryota; Discosea; Longamoebia; Acanthamoebidae. Bases 1 to 5412 code for a protein of 1803 amino acids. Gene Ontology annotation, biological process: transcription by RNA polymerase II; RNA polymerase II preinitiation complex assembly. Gene Ontology annotation, cellular component: transcription factor TFIID complex. The transcript has 10 exons. The record is from RefSeq and is a predicted model, not a curated record.